Penicillium roqueforti is the source of this 2007-nucleotide messenger RNA. Its product is annotated as pentatricopeptide repeat protein. NCBI's taxonomy places the organism in Eukaryota, Fungi, Ascomycota, Eurotiomycetes, Eurotiales, Aspergillaceae. Gene Ontology annotation, molecular function: protein binding. Bases 1 to 2007 code for a protein of 668 amino acids. The record is from RefSeq and is a predicted model, not a curated record. The transcript has 2 exons.
AUGUCGCGGCGGGCGUUGGUCCUCGAUGGGCUGUGGUACUCGCUUUGUCCGUCAUUUACAGCUCUGAGUCUCAGUCGUUCAACGGCAUUCCCCAAAUCCAAGGGUCGAAACCCGCUAUACCCACUACCUUCGAUUCCUAGCCCGAGCUCAGGUUCGCGCCGAUGCUACAACACCUCAGGCGGCGAUGAUUCCAAAUUCUCAUAUAAUGCAGCACAUCAUAAUGAUUGGAGCGAAACACGGGAGCCACGUGAGAAUGAAUUCCGUGACACUCGCCUAUCUCCAGAUCCAACAUACGCCAGGCCACAUCCACGACGAAAGAGCCCGCUAUACACACGAACACAUAAGGUGCAAGACGACCUUCUAGGUAAAACGAACGAAGGGCUCGAGUCGCGAUUACAAUAUGCAAUGGACAACAAGCCGAACAUUCGACACAUAACGCAGAUCCUACGACUUCUCAUUCGGGACCGCCAUGUCAAGCCGAAUGCUCGCCACUACAAGGCGCUGAUUCUUGCAAAUACCGAUAAUGAGAGGGGCUCGCCGGAGCUUGUGCGAGGUCUGCUGGAGGAAAUGGAGAAUAAUGGCAUCACCGCAGACUCUGGGACACUCCACGGUGCAUUGCAGGUCCUAGCUGUACAUCCGGACUACCUCCUACGACAAGAAAUCCUCAACAAGCUCCGCGACCGAUGGCUCACGCUGAGCCCAGCCGGAUGGCAUUUUGUGGCGGCUGGUCUUCUCCGCGAGAACCAGAUCGAGCUCGCGCUCGAGCACGUUGCAUUGAUGCAGCGCAAGGAUAUAUUUGUGGAAAACUGGCUACACAGUAUAAUUGUCUACACGCUUUGCGACCACGGAGAGCUGGAUGAAGUGUACGAUGUGAUGCGUGCGCGCGUCGACCAGGGCCACGACAUGACCCAUCGGCUUUGGAUGCACGUGUUGACCGAGGCAGGGAAGCACGGCCAUUACCCCAUGGCACACUACGUGUGGCGACGGAUGGUAGAGCUGGGCUACAUGCAUCCGCUCAUUGAAGUCUGCGAUGACGUAUUGAAAAUGGCUGCAAAUGCUGGUGAUACGGAGAUGGCGAGCUCUGUGUUCCGUUACCUCGGUGAGAGUGGGAUCCCGCUCGAGCGCACACAGUAUGAAAGACUUGUCGAGACGCACGUGACAGCGGGCAAUCUGCCUGCUGCGUUCGAAGCGCUUUGCACCAUGCACGAAGCUCAUAUUCCCCUAACAGAUAGCUCGACGGAGCGUGUUCUUGCACAUAUGAUACAGAGUAAAGUUGAUCGUCGGGAGGCGUGGCAGAUUCUCAAGCGGUUGAAGAAUGCGAAACGAACCAUUCCCAUCGGCUCUGUACGUGUCAUCGCGGAUCUCUGUGAACAUGAUGCCCAUGAUGAUCCAUCUGUGGUGGACGACGGUGUUGGGUUCUACAAAGAGCUUUAUACAUUAUGCCCGGAAGGCGCCGACGUCCGAGUUUACAACGCGCUAAUUCGGAUGUGCCGAACGGCCCGCAACCGCGAAUCGGGCAUGUUCCUGGUGAAAGAGAUGGCAUCACUUGGAGUGGUACCGAACGGUGUUACAUUCGAGUCUAUCAUCCUGAUGUGUUUGGAUGCAGGGAAUUUCCGGUCCGGUUUCAUGUACUUCCAGGACCUGAUCAAGCGGGACGCCAGUCUCAGCCCUGAAACGCAGGCGGAAAUCCGUGAGAUCUGUGCGGGGUCUGUGGACGAGUUUGCGAUGCGACUGCAAUAUCACCCUCUCAUUCGGGACGAUGUGAAGAAGCUAGAUGAGGAGCUACAGCAGAAACAGAGGGAAAAAGAAGCGAACGAGAAAGCCGGUUGGCACCCUGUACCGCCAGCGGUUCGUCGGCUGAGCAUGUCGGACGAGCAGCGACGUGAUUAUAACAAAGAGCGUCGAAAGAAGAAACGCCGUCGUCUGGCCAUUGAGCAAAACAUGAGAGAGGAGGGCUGGGAUGAGUGGGAAGCCAGUGGCACCGACAAUGGCUCUGCCAAGCCCUAG